Messenger RNA from Lampris incognitus (smalleye Pacific opah), 2291 nucleotides. RefSeq names its product BUB3 mitotic checkpoint protein (gene bub3). The transcript has 8 exons. NCBI's taxonomy places the organism in Eukaryota, Metazoa, Chordata, Actinopteri, Lampriformes, Lampridae. The record is from RefSeq and is a predicted model, not a curated record. Gene Ontology annotation, cellular component: kinetochore; bub1-bub3 complex; mitotic checkpoint complex. Gene Ontology annotation, molecular function: ubiquitin binding. Gene Ontology annotation, biological process: mitotic spindle assembly checkpoint signaling. Bases 133 to 1113 code for a protein of 326 amino acids.
CGGAAGCACGCAGCCUGUUAGCUAGCCUGGUAAUUGUGGCACAAGUUGGCCAUAUCAAACAAGGGGAAGGGAUAAGAUAAGUAUUUUUAAAGACGGUAACGAGUUGAAUCUUCACGACUCAAACAUAGCGCGAUGACUGGCUCCAAUGAGUAUAAGCUCAACCAGGGCCCGGAGGACAGCAUCUCUGCUGUGAAGUUUAGCCCCAAUACUGCCCAAUUUCUGCUGGUUUCUUCCUGGGACUCCUCUGUCCGCCUUUUUGAUGUAUCGGGCAACACCAUGAGAAUGAAGUACCAGCACACAGCUCCAGUUCUCGACUGUGCUUUCUAUGACCCAUCACAUUCUUGGAGUGGAGGCUUAGAUGCACAGUUGAAAACCCAUGAUUUGAACACAGAUCAAGAUACAGUAGUUGGAACACAUGAUGCCGCCAUCCGCUGUGUGGAAUAUUGCCCAGAGGUCAAUGUCAUGGUAACAGGUAGCUGGGACAAGUCAGUUCGGCUGUGGGACCCGAGGACACCCUGCAAUGCUGGCACCUUUACUCAGCCUGAAAAGGUAUACACCCUCUCUGUGGCUGGGGACAGGCUAAUUGUAGGCACAGCUGGAAGGAGAGUCUUGGUAUGGGAUUUAAGGAACAUGGGCUAUGUACAGCAAAGAAGAGAGUCCAGUCUCAAGUAUCAGACUCGCUGUAUCAGAGCUUUCCCCAACAAACAGGGCUAUGUCUUGAGUUCAAUCGAAGGCCGUGUGGCUGUGGAGUACCUGGACCCAAGCCAGGAGGUUCAGAAGAAGAAGUAUGCCUUCAAAUGCCACAGGCUGAAGGAGAAUGGAAUUGAGCAUGUUUACCCUGUCAACGCCAUUUCAUUUCACAGUGUUCACAACACCUUUGCCACAGGUGGCUCAGAUGGCUUUGUGAACAUUUGGGACCCAUUCAACAAAAAGCGCCUAUGUCAGUUCCACCGUUACCCGACCAGCAUCGCCUCAUUGGCCUUUAGCAACGAUGGUACCUUGCUUGCCAUAGCCUCCUCUUACAUGCAGGAGCAGGGAGACAUCUCCCAUCCGGAGGAUGCCAUCUUCAUCCGCCAAGUCACAGAUGCUGAGACCAAGCCCAAGUCAACCUAAGUCCUCCUUGGAAUGGUUUCCUCUGCCCAUGUCCUGUAAAAUGUGGCCAAUUGAAGCCUAUAUCACAUUCGGAAUAUCUGCUGGCAUCCAGUUUACCAUUAAAAUAAUUUUCUUGUCAUUUUCCUUUUGUUCCAGUACACCAAUACCUGUGUUGUCCUACUGUUUAUUAAGUUAUAUCUUCAUUUUCAGUCUGUUGUUUGGCUUCCUAUUGUCAAUGUUAUAUGUUCUUACUAACUGUUGUUUCAGUAAAAAAAAUAUGUUUGGAGGGCGUCCGGGUGGCAUGGUGGUCUGUUCCAUUGCCUACCAACACGGGGAUCACCGGAUCAAAUCCCCGUGUUACCUCUGGCUUGGUCGGACGUCCUACAGACACAAUUGGCCGUGUCUGUGGGUGGGAAGCCGGAUGUGGGUAUGUGUCCUGGUCGCUGCACUAGUGCCUCCUCUGGUCGGUCGGGGCGCCUGUUCAGGGGGGAGGGGGAACUGUGAGGAAUAGCAUGAUCCUCCCAUGUGCUACAUCCCCCUGCCUCCCAUGUGCUACAUCCCCCUGGUGAAACUCCUCACUGUCAGGUGAAAAGAAGCGGCUGGCAACUGCACAUGUAUCGGAGGAGAGGCGGUAGUUUGCAGCCCUUCUGGGAUCAGCAGAGGGGGUGGGGCAGUGACCGGGACGGCUCGGAAGAGUGGGGUAAUUGACUGGAUACAAUUGGGGAGAAAAUGGGAUUCCAAAAUAAAUAAAAUAAAAAUUUUUUUGAAACAUUUCCUUUUUAUUCUUCCCCGUCGGAUUCGUAAAGACGACACUUGAUACACAUGGAUAGCUAACGAUUAUUGAUGGAUUCAUCUGACAUUUUAGUUGCUAAAUCUCUUGCAUCGUUUUGCAGAUGAGAAGAUAUCGAUGUUACAUCUAAACCUGUUUCCUUUAAAGAGCUUGAUGACAUCGAACCUAAACUUUGCUAUAUAAAAAAAAAAUGGAACAAGACUGAUUGUCAACUUUUUUUAGAAUAAAAAGUGAACUUUGAAAGUGUGACCUACUGUUUGAAUUCGGUUUCUAUAUUAACAUUUUGCACGUUUGGCUCUUUAAAGAAAAGGUUGCCAAAUGCUAGGAAUGUGUCGGGGCCAGAGAGGUUGUUCUUUUCAUGAAGUGUUGAAGGAAAGCGAUGAUCCACUAGUCUUGCCUUGGGCUCCAC